AUGGAUCCCGAUAGGUUGAAUUCUCCAAGCACCUGUACUGUAACUCUUGAGGUUUUGGGGCACGAACUAAACUUUGCUCAGGAUCCAAAUUCGAAGCAUUUAGGAACAACCGUGUGGGAUGCGUCCAUGGUGUUUGCUAAAUAUCUGGAGAAAAACUGCAGGAAGGGAAGAUUUAGUCCGUCUAAACUGAAAGGGAAACGUGCUAUUGAGCUAGGAGCCGGUUGCGGCGUUGCAGGAUUUGCUAUGGCGAUGCUGGGCUGUGAUGUGGUUUCAACUGACCAGAAGGAGGUUUUGCCACUGCUAAAGAGGAAUGUUGAAUGGAAUAAGUCCACAAUCUUGCAGAUGAAUCCUGGUUCAGCAUCAUUUGGAUCGCUCCGAGUUGCAGAACUUGACUGGGGAAACGAAGAUCAUAUAAGGGCCGUUGAGCCGCCGUUUGACUAUGUCAUCGGUACUGAUGUUGUAUACUCUGAGCAGCUUCUAGAACCUCUGUUGCGUACGAUUCUUGCGCUUUCAGGGCCAAAGACAACAGUGAUGUUGGGAUAUGAGAUACGUUCGACGAUUGUUCAUGACAAAAUGCUUCAGAUGUGGAAAGACAACUUCGAAGUCAAAACCAUACCAAGAUCCAAGAUGGAUGGUGAAUACCAAGAUCCAAGCAUUCAUCUGUACAUCAUGGCACAAAAAUCUCCUGCUGAGAGCUCUGAAAAUCCGAGCCAAGAUGAAGUUGUUGCUGACGCAGACGAAACAAAAUGCGAGACGGAGGUCCCAACCAGAGAAUGCUAUGAUUUACCAAACCGGUUGGAAGAGGAAGCCGUUGCUGCAACUCGUCCUCGUCUUAAGGAAGAUAGUUUGCUGAUGAGACUACAGGACGGAAAGCUGAGUGAAUGGGAGAUGAGAAGGUAUGGUACAAUAGCUGCACAGCUUCUCCGUGACGUUAAGAUUGAUGUUCAGGUCAAAAAAUGA
Microthlaspi erraticum is the source of this 960-nucleotide messenger RNA. The record is from the annotation of a GenBank genome assembly. Lineage: Eukaryota; Viridiplantae; Streptophyta; Magnoliopsida; Brassicales; Brassicaceae.